AUGGGUCAAAAGGAUAAACUAACUUCUGGAAAACUCCAGAAGGAUUGCAAUAUCUGUUUAAGCAGAUUGUCGAAUUAUAAUAGUAGUGAUAAACAUGGUGGAAGUAUAUAUAAUUAUAUAAAAAAAAAUGUACCUAGUAGUAUGUUAAAUUGUAAACUUAAUAUAAAUUGUACAAAGCAUAAUGAAGAUAGUUUUCUUAACUUAUACAAUGAUAUACAUACAAAUGAUAAACAUAAAAUCUUUAACUUUCCAACGACAAAGUUUGAUCAGCUAUUUAUUGACAUGCCUAAUGGUAGUGGGGAAGUAAGUAAUGUCAAAAUAAACAACGGCAAAUUCGACGAUGAAAACGAAGGUAAUAAGUUAUGUAGCUGUGAAAAAAAGAAUGAACAAAAUUCUGAUAGUGAUUGGAAUCUUUAUUUAAAUGAUGGAAGUAAUAUUGUGACAUCUAGUGAUACAAUUAGCAGUGUUGAAAGUAGUGUCGAUACAUUAACAAAUAGCUUAGGUAUAAAUAUAGACUUACUUAAUUGUGAUAAUGAAGAAAAUGUUGGAAAAGGAAGUCUUACUAUGACCUGUGAUCCGGAAAGUUGGUGUGUAAACAAUUUUGAUAAUAGCUUUGAAAAUGAUAGUAGCAAAAUAUUGUACAACCUUGCGGGGUUUAAAUUAACGGGAACAUCAAUUAUGUUAAGUGAUAAAAAUGAAAAAUAUAUAUAUAAGAUAAUUCCGUUUUUUAAAAAUGGAGAAUCAAAAUUUUAUAUUAAUGCAAUCCGCUCAUAUAAUAAUGUCUAUGGUACUUUUCAAAAUGGAAAAACCCAAUUUAUUAAUGACCAAAAUUAUUCUUUUUAUGUUAAUAUGUGUGAAAACUUAUUUGAAGGCAUUAAAAAUGGUGAUACAAAUUAUGAAAAAAAUAUAGAUACUGUAAAUUUGUAUGGAUCAUCGAAAAAAUUAAAAAUAAAAAAUGAUAGCAGUGUUAGUCCUAAAUAUAUAAAUGAUAAUGUUGAGAAGGAAAACUCAUUCUUACACAAGCUAAGUAAUGCUAACGAUAAUGGGGAAAGAAAAGAUAAUAAUAUGUUGGCAUUUUUAAUUAAAGAAAAGUUGAUACCAAAAUGUUAUGAUAUAGUUCCUGUUUAUCAAUGUAAAGAAAAUAAAAUUGAUGAUCCUCAAAUGGGGGGUAAAGAGACUAACGAAUAUUUUUGUAACAGUGAUAAAAUAGAACAAUCGGAUUCACCAAUUUUAAGCAAUGCUUCUGAAAAAUGGAAAAUUUUUAUGGAUAAUGAAAUGAUAAAAAAUGAAAAUAAAAUAGUAAGUAGUAGUGAAAUGGGUCGAAUGCACCUUGCAUUAAAGCUUAAAAGAAUUUGUAGUAAAAUCAAAUAUAAUAAUCAGCAUUUAUUAGAUUUAAAAUUAGGAUAUAAUAGUAUAAAGGAUAAUGAUAUAUUUUUUAAUAAAGAAUUAUUAAGAGAAAGUGAAUCUAUAGAUUGGGAUAGUAGAGAAAGUUAUAUUAAAAAAUGGUCAAAGAUGAAAAAAGAUAUAAGAAAGAAAUAUAAAAAUAAUAUUGAUCAAUAUAUAAUACAAAUUACAGCAAAAGAUUUAAAUUUACCUGAACAAUUUUAUAAAUAUAAUAGUAAUGAAAUAUAUUUUUUAUUAAAAUCAUGGAAACAAGAAAUGAGUUCAUUAAAAACAACACAAAGAAGUUUAGGAUUUCGUAUAUGUGCAUUUAUUUAUUAUAUUAAAUAUGCUAACCUUUUAACAACAGAAGAAAUAGACAAUUUAUAUAAUAAGGUUUUAACAAGUUACAACAAUAGUAGUAAUAAUACUAGUCAGAAUGGAAAAGUAAAAAAAGAUAAUGAAAAAAAAAUUGAAAUAAAUGAAUGUUAUGAUAAAUUAAAUAAUGUUUUAAAAAUAAGUAGAGAAUAUGGAAUGAGAUUACAUGAUGAGUUGGUUUUAUAUUUUCUUGAAAUUUUUUUAAAAAAUAUUGCCAAUAUUAUAUUACCAAAGCUAGUUAAAUUAAAAAUAUGGUUAGAAAAUCAGACUUUAUAUACAUUUUGUUCAACAUCCAUAUUAAUUAUUUAUGAUAAAAAUAAUCCUUCAUCUUGUGAUAUGAGAUGGAUUGAUUUUACUUAUUCCUUUGAAAAUUUUAAUUACUUUAAAAAUGAUAAUUCAAUAAAUAAAAAAUUUAAUUUAGACAUUAUUUUUGGUAUAAAUAAUUUAAUCAAAAUAUGUAAAAAUAUAAUAGUUAAUAAAAAUAUUCCAAUUUCUAUUUCUUCAAAUGAUCAGAAAGAAAAAAAAAAUGUGUCUAUAGCUGUACAUGCAAAUGAGAGUUAA
Messenger RNA from Plasmodium vinckei vinckei, 2319 nucleotides. Its product is annotated as kinase, putative. NCBI's taxonomy places the organism in Eukaryota, Apicomplexa, Aconoidasida, Haemosporida, Plasmodiidae. Bases 1 to 2319 code for a protein of 772 amino acids. The record is from RefSeq and is a predicted model, not a curated record. Gene Ontology annotation, cellular component: cytoplasm; nucleus. Gene Ontology annotation, biological process: inositol phosphate biosynthetic process. Gene Ontology annotation, molecular function: inositol-1,4,5-trisphosphate 3-kinase activity; inositol tetrakisphosphate kinase activity. The transcript has a single exon.